AUGAAAGAGGAUACGACAGGGGUAACCCGUUUCAUGGAACACAUUCCUGUCUUGGGAAUCCGCGAGUUUUAUUCCGUUGAGAUCAUGGGCCUUUUUCCGGUGACGACCAGUGGAAACCAGUUUAUCGUGAUAAUGGCGGAACACCUAUUGCGCAUCGUACUGAAUUCACCGUUGACCAGCUGUCUUCUGAAGUUGAAUAGGGGGCCGUCGAUAGUACCAGAUCAAGCUAAUGUGGACAAACGGUUUCCCGAUGCUACUGCUGACAUAGUGUUACUGGCCGAGUAA
Opisthorchis viverrini is the source of this 285-nucleotide messenger RNA. RefSeq lists its product as hypothetical. The coding region runs from base 1 to 285 and encodes 94 amino acids. The record is from RefSeq and is a predicted model, not a curated record. The transcript has 4 exons. Lineage: Eukaryota; Metazoa; Platyhelminthes; Trematoda; Opisthorchiida; Opisthorchiidae.